Molecule: messenger RNA, 2667 nt
Organism: Corythoichthys intestinalis (scribbled pipefish)
Lineage: Eukaryota; Metazoa; Chordata; Actinopteri; Syngnathiformes; Syngnathidae
Gene: ttyh1
Product: tweety family member 1
Exons: 15
Coding region: 637-2400 (587 amino acids)
Cellular component (GO): plasma membrane; smooth endoplasmic reticulum membrane
Molecular function (GO): volume-sensitive chloride channel activity; intracellularly calcium-gated chloride channel activity
Source: RefSeq, a predicted model, not a curated record
UUGGCCGGGCGAGGACUGUUUUGCAUCUCGUAUGUGAGCGGAUUGCUAAAAUGUCCCGCGCUGUUUCCCUCUCUAAUCUGGUCAAGGUUCAUUCCGCCGCGCCGGAUGGAGAUUGGUCAAAUUGGAUGCAGGGUGGGGGUCGGAAUAAGAAGCCGCACGUUAAAUCCCCUUUAACAGAUUAAUUAUCUUUAGGCAACAUCGUAUUGGACGAUAAACAAUGAAAUGAUAGAGAGUCCCCAAGGGGUGUCUCCUCAAUUUUAAUCCCCCUCUCUCUCUCUUUCUCCCUCACUCUUUCAAUCGCUCUCUCCUCCUCUCUCACUCACUCGCCCUCACUGAGAGCUCCUCUCCCAUCCAUCAACACGAGCGGCUCUCCACUGUCACCCGACAAGCGUUCAAUUAACGCCUAUUUAAUAUUUCAGAAUUACUCCCCUUUCCUGACACAUUUUGACUCAUUUUUUUGGGCAUGUCCCCAAGCUUUUUUUUUCCUCAGGAUGUUUUUGCAAGAGCAUCAGGCGUUGACUGCCGGCAGUAUACUUCUUUGAGUGGGUAAAUAUUUCACGAGCGGCGGAACACGAAAAGAGAAGCCUUCCAACGCGACUGUCAGAGGUGGAGGAGGGGCUCCGUUGACGGUGGACAAUGGCUGCCAUGACGACAGUACCCAGCUAUACCCCUUCACUGUGGGUGCGGAUGUGUCACGCUCUCCCGCGGCUGGACCUCACCAUGCAGAUGAGGGACAACCUUUUUGCCCCUGACAGCUGGGAGUACCAGCAGACCCUGCUGGUUUUGUCCAGCGUAUCAGCCAUCGCCCUCGUUAUCUCCCUCUUGGUGGUUCUGUCCUUCCUCAUACACUACUGCUGCUGUCACCGUGGCGACCGCGGCGAGGGAUCCGAAGAGGAGGAGGAGGACGAAGACGGCAGCACGGGUCACGGCUACAGCGGGAAGAAGGGUCGAGGAAUCUGCUGCGUCACGUGGGUGGCCGUGGCAUCCGUCACGUUGUGCUGUGUUGCCAUAGGCAUCGGUUUCUAUGGCAACAGCGAGGCUAAUGAUGGGAUGUAUCAGUUGACCUCGUCUCUUCUCACAGCCAAUUACACGCUAGCUUCCAUCGAUUUGCUGAUCUCAGACACCAUCAAUGGCCUGCAGCUGUCCGUUUCGGGCCCCCUGACCACAAUGGAGGAGAUGUUUACGGGCAGCAAACCCUUCCUGGUUUCCACGCGCAACUGCCGGAGGUUAUCCGAGAACGUCAUCAACCUCCUCUCCUCCAUCUCCGUGGCCCGCUCGGGUCUGGACGCGGGGUUCAAUGACAGCGCCGUUAGUGGGGCCUCUAUAAUACCUUUGACCCCCGUGCCACCCUCGGCGGCCCCCACGGUUGCGCCAACGGGCGGCCUCUUGCCCGGCCCCUUUUCACCUGGCUGGGCAGCAAACACCUUAAUGAUGAACGAAGAUUACAGGUGGUUGUCAUACGUCAUGCUGCUGCUCCUUGACCUCAUUGUGUGUCUCUUCAUCCUGCUGGGACUGGCCAAGCAAGCGCGAUGGCUGCUCAUUUUGAUGACAGUGCUGGCGUGGCUUGCGCUCUUCCUAAGCUGGGGUUCGCUGGGUUUGGAGACGGCCACAGUUGUGGCCCUCAGUGACUUCUGCACCGAUCCAAACAUGUUUGUGCUCAACUCCACUAAUUUCAACACGGGGACCAGCUCAGAUGUGCUGGAUUAUUACCUGACCUGCAGUCGACGCAUGAACAGCCCAUUCCAGCAGCUCCUCACUCAGUCACAAAGGGCGCUGUCCAACAUCCACACGCACCUUUCCAGCGUCGAACGUAACGCCCUCACGCAGUUCCCUAAAGCCGAGAAAUCACUCAGGGAUGUUCAACAGAUUCUCAACAGCACAGAGGGCAACUUCCAUCAACUGGUGGCGCUUCUGAACUGCCGAGGCCUCAACAAGGACUACAUCGACUCACUGAAAGGCUUGUGCUAUGAUGGGAUGGAAGGACUGCUUUACCUCUCCCUUUAUUCGUUCCUCUCAGCUCUGGCCUUCACUGCCAUUCUCUGCUCUCUGCCUGGUGCCUGGAGGAGCUUCCCCAGCGAUUCGGAAGAGUACGAAGACUCGGACAGCGAGAGUGAGGACCCCUUCACCUCCCAUCAGGCACGUAGACAGACGGCCUCUGGGUCUCAACGCGGGGCCCCCUUCUAUAAUUACCCGGGGGCCGGGUGGACACCCCCCUUUUCUAGCGCGCCGCCCCUCCCGACUCCAAACGUUUCCUCCAAUGGCAACCCUGGCUAUGAGAGCCUCCCCUUGACUGACAGGCAGUCCCCACCCCCUUCUUACUCUCCCAGCAUGCUGACUGGUUACGGGGGAAGUCAAUCACAUUCCAACCCUGCCCAUUCAAGAAACCUGUAUUCACGUUGAUAUUUUUCUUUUCUUAGGAAAUGUAUAGAGGAAGAAAACAAAUGUUUAGUUUUCAUAUGAACGGACACUUUAAAACCAACGGAAACUAAUCUUAAAAAAAACCUCAAGGCUUUAGUGUUGCGUAUAACGUCGGUACCACUGAAUAUUAUUGUUCUGACAAUUCUGAUUAUUAGAAGCACUUAUGAGAAAAAAAAUAAAUAAAUAAAGCAGGAGCGAAAAGGACUGUGGACACGCUGGUAGGAUGUGAAACCAAACCCUCCCCUUGUU